CCCACCCUCGCCCACACACGCGCCGCCGGGGCCGCAGGACGAAGAUGGCGACCGCCAUGUACUUGGAGCACUACCUGGACAGUAUUGAAAAUCUUCCAUGUGAACUCCAAAGGAAUUUCCAGCUGAUGCGUGAACUGGAUCAGAGAACAGAAGAUAAGAAAGCAGAGAUCGACAUCCUGGCAGCUGAGUAUAUCUCCACAGUGAAGACUCUGUCCCCCGAGCAGCGUGUGGAGCACCUGCAAAAGAUCCAGAACGCGUACAGUAAAUGUAAGGAGUACAGCGACGACAAAGUGCAGCUGGCCAUGCAGACCUAUGAGAUGGUGGACAAACACAUUCGCCGCCUUGACGCGGAUCUUGCCCGCUUUGAGGCGGAUCUGAAGGAGAAGAUGGAGGGCAGUGACCUGGAGAGUUUGGGAGGAAGAGGCCUGAAAAAAGGCCGAGGGCAGAAGGAGAAAAGAGGCUCCCGGGGCCGUGGGAGACGCACAUCAGAGGAGGACACUCCGAAGAAGAAAAAGCUGAAAGGAGGGUCAGAGUUUGCCGAAACCAUCCUCUCGGUGCACCCGUCGGAUGUCCUGGACAUGCCUGUGGACCCCAACGAGCCGACCUACUGCCUGUGCCACCAGGUGUCCUAUGGAGAGAUGAUUGGUUGUGACAACCCAGAUUGUCCUAUUGAGUGGUUUCACUUUGCUUGUGUGGAUCUCACCACAAAGCCCAAAGGAAAAUGGUUCUGCCCGCGCUGUGUUCAGGAGAAGAGGAAGAAGAAGUAAGACUCAGAAGGACCAGUUAAUACCUCCCUCCCUUUAUGUUGUAAUAGCUUCUCUUUAUUUUUAAACUACCUUAUUGUUUCGGUCUGGUGUUGAAUUAUCCAAUGGCCAGUGGUAAUUCUUGGUAUUUCAAAACAAAAAGCAGAAAACCAGCUCUCUUCUCUGAGGAGAGACUCUUGUAGGUAAAUUUGCCACAGGGACUUUGUUUUCCUUCCUUUUUUACAUGGAUUUCCCAAUAGCACUGAACUGGGCAGUAACACUUUUACUAUUUAGAUGGGGUGUUUGCUAAUUAGGCAUCAGGAAAUGUGGGACUGCCACAAGAAGUCCGUGCCCCCUUUGGGACCCUGGUGCCCGCCAUCGCUUGGGAAGUAUAGACAUGACCCUCUGUAGAGGUGGCGCAGCAGCACCAGCUGCUAGACAGCGAGGACAACCCUCACUGAUGCAUGUGUCCAUAGGGGCUGGGGCAGCCCGGCCUUGGCUGGGGCGUCUUCUCAACGAGGCCUCAGCUCCGAUUCUGAAGCCAGUGACUGUGUUUACUUAUGGUAAGGGCCUCUCUCCUGUGCCCACCUGCUGUGGGUCUUAGGGUUCUUACCAUUAGGAAGUGAUUUCUGCUUUAUUGUGCACUGCCCUGUUUGUUUGAAUUUCCACUCCUUCCCUCUCAUGAGGGCUGUACUUGCCUGUUCUGGAGCAAAAUGGGUUUUUAUUAGCACGGAGGCUCUCAGAGCUGCUAAUGAUCAUUUCUCUGGAAGUUCCUCAAGUUUUUACUGUGAAGACAAGCUUAGUGUUUUAGCAUGAAGAUAGUGGGGUCUGAUGUGUUUUAUGAAGUUAAAGUCCAGUCUGCUAAGGCCUGGUUUUAUAUUCGAUUUAUGUUGCACACUGUUAGAGCUGUGAGACAAGAAGCUGUAUCCAAGGGGACUAGAUAAUCUCAGAUGAUGUGGGGAUUCUUGUGGAAAGGAAGCUGUCGGCUGCAGGGGAGACUCUUUACUGAUCAUUUUAAUGAUCCUUUUGAUGAAAUUUUUGAUGAGUAGUUUAGUGUCAUGACGUUUGUUCUGCUACUUUUGAGAUGCCUAGAAAGACAGACAGGGUUGGAAUUCUGACGAUACUCUGAAACCCUCAGCAUGAAGCUAAAGGGAUUAGAAAGAAAAGAGGAGGGAAGAAAAAAAUGCUUUCUUCUUAGACUCUAGAGAGUGAGUCUGGCCAAGCUGAUGGAGGAAUACAAUUCUAAGAUGCUGCUUUUGUUAGCUGUAGAAUGAGGGUCACUUGCAAAGAUGCCAUCGAGGCAUGUUGUUCUUGUGUUUACUGCCAUCAUUUGUGAUUUUCCAAUGCUUUCGCUCUAAAAUGGGCCAAGUGAUAAGGCAAGCCAGGAGCACUUCGAGCCUUCGUCACCAAGUUCAUUUUUAGUGCGUGAGGGUGGUGAGAACCUCAAACAGCCAAGAUAUUAUUAAUAAUCAACGGAGUGGAUCUGAUUCUUCGAAGAUCUCUCCCAACCUUCACAUCCAGGCUACUUUCUGUUUGAGGCCUUUGUGUUUCUGACAGAAAGAUGUGCCAAGGGUUAUGCUGUUUAAGUCAUUGAAUCGUGGUGUUUACACUCAGAAUUUAGGUUUGAGGCUUGAGCGCCUUUGAUUCUUGGGAAAGUGGGGUCAGGCAGCUGGUCCCCCACCUCUCUCCUGCAGGGUCAGAUCUGUGUUCGGAACCCACUGCUCUGGGCUCUUGGGGAGUGGCCAGGCAAAGGCCUGACUGGCUGCCCUUCCCUUCUUGGCUUGGGGCAGCCAGCCACUUACUCUCUGUGAUUCAUUGAAUGCUUCAUCUGCUCUAUUUAGUUGCUGUUGAAAAGCAGGGAAAAAAGUAGUAGAAAUUAUGGGGAAAAUAUUUUUCUAGAUUUUCUUCCCAGUAUGUAUGGCGAAAUCUGUAAGUACAGCAAAUUUUUAAUGAGAGAAUUUCUGUUGAUUCUUUAGUAGCCAAUUUAAUAAUGUACUUCUUUGGUCUUUGACCACACAAUAGACAAUGUUUCGCUCAUCAGUGUAGGGUUUUGGGGACGUAGUAAUAAGUGUCUGGGGGCUUGUGAUCUCAUGAGAAAGUGACUGGCUCCCAUGACUGGUGGGAGCAUUUGGUGACAUGCGACUUCUCAUUGUCCUGUUCUGGGAGGCUCUGCCUGGAGGGUUCUGUUAUGCGUUUGAAAAUAAUGUCACCAAAAUGUUAGGUGCAGAACUUUGGAGCAAACGGACAGAGAGUGGAAGAGAAAAGGCCCCCCCAGUAGUCUCUGAAACCAGAGCAGAUGUGUCUGUCUGACCAUUGUGAUGGGGGAGAUGGAUCUUAUCCCAGGGGUGGGCCUGCACCUGCAGGAUUCUCCCUCUCUCCCCUAGUCCUCUAAGGUUAGAUCUAGCCUGAUUUUAGGGGGCUUGGCUCCCAGGCCAAUUCUGCCUGUCUCUAAAGUAGAUUUGAACCUGACUGUUGGUCUUGUCUGCUACGACUGGCCCCAUCUUCUUUAGGCUGGGAAGAGCCUUGAUCUCCUCGGUCUGCUCCAGCCUAGGGCCGCACUUGAAGGUUUGGGCUGGAUUGUGAAUGAUUGAGGAUGGAGGUUAGUCUUAGCUAAUCUUUGGAUCCCCCCCAGCACAGUCCCUUGCACCUGCUUAGUGCUAAAUAAGUGUUUGUUGAUUGAAAUGAAUGCGUUUUGAAUGUCCCAGACUAUUUAAUCCCACAGUUUAUGACACUGUAUAUGAGCCAGGUAUAAUGUAUUAUCCAUAUUUUUUUGUGCUUAUUUGCAAGUAAAAACUAUAGUCUAUUCAGAAGAAAAGUCAGAACAUUUCAGGAGUUGAUUUUCCCUUCCUCGAUGCUUAGAUUGUUAGAGUUAACACUUUUAGAACAAUUCUUCUGUUGUCUUCUGGGAGAAAACAUGCUGCAUUUUAAAAACAAAGUGUUUAUUUCAUUGAGUCUCAUAAACCUGUGUUUGUCUGUAGUGGAAUUGCUGGCUGGAGCAAGUCCCUUAGAAGCUGACCCCUUGGAGGCAGGAAGGAGCUCCUAAUCUAGAAAUGCAGAACUGGGCCUCCCUUCCAAGGGCGUUCACACCAUUGGGCGGCUGUCAGGGAGCUGGGUGGGAGGACCAUCUCCCAGUGAAAGCCCAAGAGGCUUCUCUCUAGCAGGGACUCGAGAGAAAAGGGACCAUGCAUAGUCAGUCAGUCAUAGGCUUAGACUUCAUUCUUUUUUUUUUCUUUCUUCUCCUCUCCGGUGGCCUCUCAGAGCCUGUCAUGUCGUCAGCACUGGAGCAGGGCUAGUGUAAUCUAGCGAUAAAGCUGGCCCACAGAGAGCAGCUUCCUCUGGAUUUGGCAGCCAGCCUCUGCUCCACACAGGGGUUGGGGUGGGGAGUGGGCAGGGACUUGGGUUUUUCUUUUUCCUUUUAAACAAAAUGAAGAAUUUUGAUUCUGGGCAUUGGAAAGUUUCAAGGUUUCCUAGGUUUUUGGUGUUCCACUGUUUGCUGGUCAUCGCCUUUGCGAAAGGGAUUGAAAAACUGGGAAAAUCUAAGGUUGUUCUAAUUGACGCAAGGUUACAAAGAUGUUUUUUCACAUACGUGUAUAUUUGGUGUCUUCAGCUUUACCACAUUUCAUCCAAAAAGAUGAUGAUGCAGCUUUAACAUGAAUGUUACAUUUUAUUUUCAAAGGAAAUAUGUUCCCUUUGUAAAUGGAAGAGAAUAUUGUAAAUCUUUUUAUUAAAAAUAAUGUAAAGUAAAGAUGUAUAUCUGUAUUUUUGGAUCAUGUUAUAGAUAAUGGAUAUAUUGUUUAAUAAAUAAAAUAUUUUUGGG
Molecule: messenger RNA, 4560 nt
Organism: Trichosurus vulpecula (common brushtail)
Lineage: Eukaryota; Metazoa; Chordata; Mammalia; Diprotodontia; Phalangeridae
Gene: ING5
Product: inhibitor of growth family member 5
Exons: 8
Coding region: 45-767 (240 amino acids)
Biological process (GO): positive regulation of apoptotic signaling pathway; positive regulation of DNA-templated transcription
Cellular component (GO): nucleus
Molecular function (GO): chromatin binding
Source: RefSeq, a predicted model, not a curated record